Messenger RNA from Xiphophorus couchianus (Monterrey platyfish), 5552 nucleotides. It is a transcript of the gene limk1a, whose product is annotated as LIM domain kinase 1a. Gene Ontology annotation, biological process: protein phosphorylation; actin cytoskeleton organization; positive regulation of stress fiber assembly. Lineage: Eukaryota; Metazoa; Chordata; Actinopteri; Cyprinodontiformes; Poeciliidae. The record is from RefSeq and is a predicted model, not a curated record. Gene Ontology annotation, molecular function: protein serine/threonine kinase activity; ATP binding; protein binding. The transcript is spliced from 15 exons. Gene Ontology annotation, cellular component: neuron projection; nucleus; cytoplasm. The coding region runs from base 361 to 2313 and encodes 650 amino acids.
UCCAGGGAGAGGUGUGAGGCUUUAACAGAUGAUGGAGAGCUGGCAAAUUUGAUUUGUGCUGCCAGAACAAAUUGACACGUCCAGGAAAUGGGCCGAGCCCUCAACGCGAUUAGGAAGGAGACGAGGUGAACUUCAGCGGGUGAAUCCUGAACCGUCACAGGGUCAGAGGAUGGGAAACGGCAGAUUUAAAAAAAAAACAAACAAAAAAAAACGUAACCUUCCCUCUCCCCCGUUCUCUUUCGAUUUAACUGCACUGAGAGAGGAAGUAGAGGAAGGGAGGGACGGGGCGCAAGGAGAGAGACGGGGACACUGAGGCUUCUGACAGCCAGGCUGCCAUAGCUGAACAUCAGAGCCGCUGACAUGAGUCUGUCUUCGAACUGUCAAAACAAGAGCUUCGCUCCCCGGAGCGGCGCGUCAGCAGAGAGCCGGCGCAGAGGGAGGCAGCCGAUCCUGUGUUGCAAGUGCAGCGCCUCACUUUCCCACUGGUAUUACGAGAAAGAUGGACGGCUGUACUGCAAGAAGGACUACUGGGCCAAGUUCGGGGAGCUGUGCCACGGCUGCAACGACCCGAUCACCACCGGCCUCAUCAUGGUUGCAGGAGAACAGAAGUAUCACCCAGAAUGCUUCAGCUGUCUGAACUGCAGGGCCUUUAUCGGUGAUGGAGACACAUACGCGCUGGUGGAGAGAUCCAAACUGUACUGCGGUCACUGUUACUACCAGACCAUCGUGACGCCCGUGUCGCUGCCGGACUCGCCGCACUCCCGGAUCCCGCACACCGUCACGCUUGUGUCCAUCCCCCCCUCUGGCGAGGGGAACAACGGAUGCAGAGGGCGGGGCUUUUCUGUGGCGAUUGACCAGCCGCUCAGCCCCGCCAAUGGCUUCAGCCCGGAGCAUGGGCGCACUGUCAGGGUGUCCCAAGUGGAUCCUGACUGCAUCAGCCCAGACGUAAAAAACUCCAUCCAUGUUGGGGACAAGAUCCUGGAAAUCAAUGGGACGCCCAUUCACAACGUUCCCCUGGAUGAGAUCGACCUGCUCAUCCAGGAGACCAGCCGGCUGCUGCAGCUCACCAUCGAACAUGACCCUCAUGCUCAGGAGGGAGGCUCCUCGGAGGCCGAGGAUCAGGUGGACGGCUGCCUGUUCACCCCGGUGUCGGACGGCCCCAGCCCCACCCUGCCGAUCACCCAGGCUCCCAACCCUGACAUCAGCAACCUGAAAUCACGCAUAAUCACGCGGAGCUGCAGCAUUGAUAAGUCACCGGGCUCCAGCAACGCAGCAUCACCCGUCUCACACAGGAAGGACAUCAAUCGGUCAGAGUCGCUCCGGGUCGUCUCCAAUCGGACUCACCGCAUCUUCCGCCCGUCUGACCUCAUCCACGGAGAAGUCCUCGGGAAGGGAUGCUUCGGACAAGCCAUAAAGGUGACUCACAAGGAAACGGGGGAGGUGAUGGUGAUGAAGGAGUUGAUUCGUUUUGACGACGAAACACAGAGAACAUUUCUGAAAGAGGUGAAGGUGAUGCGCUGCCUGGACCACCCCAACGUGCUCAAGUUCAUCGGAGUCCUGUACAAAGACAAGAGACUCAACUUCAUUGCAGAGUACAUAAAGGGAGGAACCCUGAGGGAAAUAAUCAAGAAGAUGGACAAUAACUUUCCCUGGAACCAGAGGGUCAGUUUUGCAAAGGACAUUGCUGCUGGAAUGACAUACUUGCAUUCAAUGAACAUAAUCCACCGGGACCUGAACUCGCACAACUGUCUUGUCCGAGAGGACCACACUCUGGUGGUGGCAGACUUUGGCCUGGCUCGGCUCAUGGUGGACGAUAAAUGUGAAAAUAAGCUGACGCAGGGAAAACUGUCGGGCCUGAAGAAGCCCGACCGCAGGAAGAGGUACACGGUGGUGGGGAACCCCUACUGGAUGGCUCCGGAGAUGAUUCAUGGCAAAAGCUACGAUGAGAGAGUGGACAUCUUUUCCUUUGGUAUUAUGCUAUGUGAGAUCAUUGGUCGGGUCAACGCAGAUCCAGAUUACCUCCCCAGAGCGAUGGACUUUGGACUGAACAUUUCUGGCUUCCUGGAGAACUACUAUCCUCCCAAUUGUCCCCCUGCCUUCUUUCCUAUUGCUGCUUUGUGCUGUGACCUCGAUGCAGACAAAAGACCUGCAUUCUCUAAACUGGAGGAGUGGUUGGAGAACCUCAAGAUGCACUUGGACAUUGGUCUGCCGCUGAUGUCUGAACUGGACCAGUUGCACAAGGCUUUCUGGGAGCACCACAGCAUCCCACGCCCUGACAACGGCCUGCACACUCAUCCGGAGCAACCCGAGUGAAGCGCCGCGAGAGGUGUGGCAACGUUGGAGUUGACCCCUCAGGAGACAGUGACCCACCUGCCUCGGGCGGCAGAACGCUGCUGGAGGAGAUUUUCUAAUGGCCCGUCACGACUGAAGCAGAUGACACUGGUUUUAGCUGGCGCAGGCCGGAUGAAUAGACUCAGGGGGAAAAUAUGAAUUUGAAAAGCCACCAGUGUGUGAUGCCUGCACGUGCACAUACACACACAUUCUCACUGCAGCUGCUUCUGAAGCUAAAGUAAAAUAUAUCAUAUGCAAUCAGAAACAAAUUUUCACGCAACACUUCAAUCACAUAGAUUUAGCAGAAGUGGUCCCACUAGAGAAUACUUACUGUGCUUUUUACUGUAGUGUGUAACUUCACAUGCAAAACAUAGCAGCAAAUCUUCAGCCGCGUCGCUUCAUGUCUCCAGACUGCAUGAUGCAGUUUGUGUCUACGGACACUUGCUGUGUUUGGUUUUCUUUUGGAUCUCAGAACAGAAUUUAUUAGAAAUGCAAGCAAAAUGCAACGGCCUCCCAGUGUCUGAGGGACAGUUUGUAGACCUUCUUGUACAAGUGAAGUGAAACUUUUCAAGCUUUAAGUAUCCAAUUGACAAAUGCAUGGCUGUAAAUAAUGCUGCCACGUCAAUUCCCGCUUCAGUGUGCCCCUCUGACCCCAUUCAGUCAUGAACCACUUGGAGUUGCCCGUCUCUCCUGUUUAUACUGUAGCACUGAAUUUAUGGUAAAAGUACACGUCCUACAUUUGGUACUUCUUCUCUCCAUUUAGAGAGUUCUUAGUGCAUACCAUUGACAUUAACACUCAAAUACAUUAUGUGUACAUAAGCGGCAACUUUGUAAAUGUUUUAAAUAUUGAAAAUGUACAGACAUAUUUUAUAUACGUACGUUAUAUCGCCAUAUUUUUAUUGGCUGGCCAGCUGAAAGGAGACUGGAGGUAUCACUGCAGUUAAAAAGGCACGGCAGAAAUAUUUUUUAAUUUACGUGUUGUCACUGUGUCAGGGUAAAUGCUUUGAGACCAUCUUCAAACACCUAAAAACCUCUGCUAAAAAUUAUUUUGAAACAAAAAAAAAAACAAAAAAAACCUGAGAACCAAUUUUCAUAAAUGUACGCAUUCACUUUUCAACCCUUCUGCAAUCAAGUCAAAUGUUACUGCAACUUUGCAGCUACAGUGCCUCGAUGAGUAUUUAUACCAUAAACCUUUUCACAAUUUGUCGCUUUAGUUUGGAAGGAUUUACUGGUUUCCAGUAGAAAGGCUUCAGAACCAUAAACUUUAAUGUAUUUUAUUGGGAUUUUAAGUUGAUGAACUGGUUGGACUUGUCUCUGCUAACUUUGCGCAUUUACCGACUGAGAUCUUUACCCAUUUUUCUUUGCACAAUAGCUCAAUAUCAGUCAGAUGCCAAGUACAUGGUAUUCAAUUCAUUUCAAAAACGUCUUAUGAAUCCUAGAGAAACAAAUGAUUAAAUAAGAUAUACAUUUUAUAGCUAUCAUCAAUUUUCUCAAUUGGAUUUGGGUCUGGACUUUGACCUGUGAUCCAUGAUAAAGCUGUAGCUUUGACUUUAUGUGUAAGGAAGUUUUGCUGCUGAAAUCCUCUACUUUUUCACUAGAAAGUCCCAAUUUAAAACAUUGAAGUUUCUGUUUGUGUUCUGAGAAAGUAUGAAAAAACUUGAGGGGUGUAAAUAUGUUUGGAAGGCGCUGUACGUAUUCUGAUCAUCUCUAUUCCCCAUCCUGGAAAAAAAACCAAUAAUCCAUGCUCUCAUUUCUGAUGUACUGCAUCAUAGUGAAGGUGUUACAUCACCAGGUACUGCCUCAUCAUGUCAGCUGUCUGUCCAUGUUCCUGUCUGUCCUCCUGAGGAUCGACCCCACUGUUUGUUUACAUAUAAGAGCUAGAUGUACUGUAAAUAUCUCUGUAUAUACGCGUCUGUCUCCUCAGAAAUAAUCUCCAGCACUGUCAGACUUCUGCGGCACCUUCUAACAAACCGUCUCUCUGUCUUUAUUCUGCGAAUCUUUUAGUUUAUUUUAAAUUUGCUGCAUGAUGUAGUGGCCAGGUCUUCGCCGCUUUUACUACAAACUUUUGUUUGCACUAACUGGCCGAUCUGGGCCGUGUCUUCUUGUUUCUUUUUCUCUUGGGCUACUUGUGAUAAGGAAAAUGAUAAAUGUGAGUUCAGGUUGAUAUUUGAAUGCAAGCCGCUGAUGGAGCCUUUCAACUGUUAAAAAAAAGGGAUCUGGUAAGUUCACCCUCUCAGUAGCAAAUUGAACUUAUUUCAUUAUUUAGAUGCAGCUCAAAUUGAAUUAAAAUCGUGUGUGCCAUGCAAUAUAGUGCUAGGCACAGAAAAAGCUAGCUGGGUUGCAUUUUAGAGAUGAAACGCUGGUGUUUUUGCUACUGUGAGGUUGUGAUGACCCAGUUCUGCCUGCCGUCUACAGACUGGCUCUUUGUGAGUGCUGUUCUGUGCUGUUUCUGACUGCUUGUGAUGCCCACAGAGGCUGCAAUCACUCUUUCUGAGAGCUGAGCACUAAAAACCUCACCUCUUCCUCACCUUAAAUCUUUUUGGCUCAGGGCCGUAAUUUCUUCUGGAGCUUUUUCCUCAGAUCUUAAUAAGUACCCACCGGUAACAGUGAGACUGGAAGAGCAUGUUAAACGCCUGUCACUCUGUAGGGGAAAAAUUAACAAAAGCCCUCCCCCGUUUCUCACAUGCAUGCACACACAAGUGGCUCCGUGUUUCCUCCACUGCUCCUGUCUGAGCCAUGUCGAGCAUAUUAGAUGUCAGCCAGGACGUGUUGAUCACUGAGAAUGUCACCGCAGCACUUCUUCGCAAAGGAUCGUUACCUCUGAACAAUGCUGUGCCUUUGUUGUAAGCUAGCCUUGCCAACGACUCGAAAACAUGAACUGAUUUCCUGUUGAGUUUUUAUUUUAAUGCAUCAGCCUGAUUCAAGCGAACUGAACAUCAGAGUUGACACCAUGACCUGUAAGAUUUCAUCUUCUUCUGUAUCAUAUUUAUAUUUUCAGGAUCUCCAUUGUGAGUUUUGAUACUUUGUUAUAAUAUUCUUUUUUUGUCUUAUUUAAUUUUUUUUUUUUUUUUUUUUUUUUUAAUUUUUUUUUUUACACAAGCUGUGAAAAACGAUUCUGCACUUUAAUCCUGACCAUUUGGACUCUGAGGAGGUUACUGUGUUUUUGUUUGUUUUUUUUCUUUAUUUUUUGUCACAGCUGAAAAUAAAAUGAUGCUUCUUAA